Bactrocera neohumeralis is the source of this 1078-nucleotide messenger RNA. Its product is annotated as cuticle protein 19.8-like. Bases 32 to 1078 code for a protein of 348 amino acids. The record is from RefSeq and is a predicted model, not a curated record. The transcript is spliced from 5 exons. NCBI's taxonomy places the organism in Eukaryota, Metazoa, Arthropoda, Insecta, Diptera, Tephritidae.
UGUUAACAAAGCACAAACAAACUACAACAAAAUGAAAUUCCUUAUCUGCUUGGCUCUCCUCUUCGCCGUCGCCCAGGCUAACCCCGGUAUCGUGGCACCUUUGACCUACUCGGCUGUGCCCACCGUAGCCACCUAUGCUGCAUCCCCAUAUGCCUACAGCGCUUAUGCCGCACCUGCCGUUGCCACCUACUCACACGCCGCUUACUCCGCCCCAGCUGUGGCCACUUACUCGCACGUUGCUGCUCCAGCUGUGUACAGCGCUCCAGUCGCCCGUGUGGCCGCGGUCGCCCCCGUUGCAUACUCUGCUCCAGUCGUCUCAACUCUGUUGAAGAAAGUCCAUCAACAAAAAACAUUAUUUAGAAAAAUUCAAAAAACAAAGUCCUCUAUUUCUUCAACAGAGUUGAGACGACUGGAGCAGAGUAUGCAACAGGGGCGACCGCAGCAACACGAGCAACUGGAGCGCUGUACACAGCUGGAGCAGCAACGUGCGAGUAAGUGGCCACAGCUGGGGCGGAGUAAGCGGCGUUUCCUCAUCUGCUUGGCUCUCCUCUUCGCCGUCGCUCAGGCCAAUCCCGGUUUGGUGGCUCCUUUGACUUACUCCGCCGCUGCUGUGCCCGCCUAUACCACCUAUGCCGCCGCUCCCUAUGCCGCCGCUCCUUAUGCCGCUUACUCCACCUAUGCUGCUCCUGCUGUCGCCACCUACUCACACGCCGCUUACUCCGCCCCCGCUGUGGCCACUUACUCUCAUGUUGCUGCCCCUGCUGUCUACAGCGCUCCAGUCGCCUCAGUAGCUUCAGUGGCUCCAGUUGCUCCAGUCACCUACUCCGCUCCCUUGGUGUCCAUGACCUACUCGGCUGUGCCCACCGUAGCCACCUAUGCUGCAUCCCCAUAUGCCUACAGCGCUUAUGCCGCACCUGCCGUUGCCACCUACUCACACGCCGCUUACUCCGCCCCAGCUGUGGCCACUUACUCGCACGUUGCUGCUCCAGCUGUGUACGGCGCUCCAGUCGCCCGUGUUGCCGCGAUCGCCCCCGUUGCAUACUCUGCUCCAGUCGUCUCAACUCUGUUGAAGAAAUAG